AAAACUCUGACGGCGUCACACAAAGCUGAUCAACGCCGCUGAGGGUUCGUACAUGUACUUUGCUCCUAAUUAUCAAAAUCACGUGGGAAGUAUAAUCACUCCUACUUAACCUGGUUCUCAAGCAGCUACUAUACUUAUAGUUUGCAUUACAAUUGGUUCGCCUUCUCUGUCUGCAAGAGUUGAAUCUUCAGAGAGUCUGUAUCCUUGAAUUAAGCUAUCAACCCCUCUUCAUGAGAACCAGAGAAGAAGAUAGAAGUCAAAUCUUUAUUCCAAGAGGUCGCUUCUCGAAUUCUGGUGAGUCAACAUCAAGGUUAUUUUAUGAAAAGAGUAGCAUACGUUUCGUCGGACUAGUGAUUAUGGCAAAGCAAAGCGAAUGAAGGGCUAAGAUGGCGUCAAAGUAUUGAAAGUGAAAGUAAGAAAAUGAUCGAGUUGUGUUCUUGUUGUAACGUCUCCAUCAGUUAGCAUAAUUUACGUGGAAGCAAAAUAGUAAAGCUUUAAGAGCAGCUAAUGUUUCAGAAUUGUGUCUUUCAUAUUUGGAUGUGAAAUAUCAUUAAAACAGCCACGUGUUUUAUAAAGCGUGACUCAACGUAAGCGUCGAAAGCCUUAACGAUCGUUCAAUAUACCACUCUUAAGGAAAUCAGCAGAGAAACUUUGCUUUCCACGUCUCCGGUUCGCUCACACUUUGAGAAAAUUUGCAAUUUAUCCGUUAGUGUUUGCCUUAACUGAGAAAAUGAUGAUUCACCGCUCUCAAUGAGUUUUAAAGUAAGAAAUGCCGGUCAAGUUGAUCAAUUUGUUCAAUAAUCGUAAGCUCAUAAUCGUAUCUUGAUGUCUUCUUGUCUUUCGCAUCAUGCUCUUUCCGAGUCAGAGCACUGAAGCAGAUUAUGCAAAGUGGUCUGUAGUUUCCGAUGUCACAAGAUAAUUUGGUAUUGAACAAUUAUUCGCCGGAAUUAUUAAAAAGUGUUCGCCGCUGCUGUCACGUCAUUCGCCUUUUGCGCCACUCUGACUGGUCGUUCACCGUUCGUUUGUCGAAAUUUCUCGGAUUACUGCUAAAAUACUGAAAAAUUUGUAUCGCUCACAAACAACGAACUUCAAAAUUUCUCAGAGGCGGAAGAAAAACAAAGUAGGCCAAGAACAACCAAAAGUUUGGUAUUCAGUGGCUUUAGUAAUGGCAUUUCUCACGACUGAGAACAAAAAUAGACAGCUGGAAGAUUUGCCACUGACCGAUUUUGGCCGUGUUCCUGGCAAAGAAAAAGUCUUUAAUUGUGAAUUCUGUGAAUUGAAAGUUAUCCCCUUUUUCGUUUUUGUUAUGAUUCAACGUAUUUUCCCAUCUUGAGGCUUAUCGCCGACAAUCGCCGACGUACUUUACGACUUUUUACGUGGGUUGUGGAUCCUAUGUUUUUCAUUUAUUAAUAACGUCGACUUUUCUUGUCAGGAAAGGCCUACUACGUUUAUCUAAAAGACAAUAGAAUAAAUGGUUGCUAGCAGAUAUGUAAUCAACUCUCUUCUCGUGUUCAAAUCGAUAUCUGACCCGUGAGCUAUCGAGUUGAACACUCGAAGAGAAAUUCCAUAUCUUCUUGUACCUAUGUAUUUUUCUCCAUUUAUCAACUGACAGAAAUGAUAAGGGGAAUUUGCAACCGUAAAGGGAUUCUAAAGGUGGCGUUUCAGAGCGAAUCCACUCUUAUGGAGGACUAACGCUCGCAAACAUGGUCAUCGAGAGGGGAUGCUAGGAAACAAAAUUUUAUUGCAUGGUGUUGAGUCUGUAAAUUACGACGUCAACUCUGCUUUUUUUCGCGAAGUAAAAAGUUUUAGAAUUAACACUAAUCGCUUUUCUGAGGUCAUUGUUGGAUUGUUUAAAUAAUAUAUUCCUAACUUAGAAAGUUUUACUCGUUGUUAUUGCAACUUGUAUGCGUUGUUUAUGUGUCCGUUUGCGUGUGAAGCUGAAUACACUGAUUUUGUAUUUGUAAUAUUGUAACCCCCCUCGUUAAGCCUAGGUGCUUUUGGGGAAAACAAUAAAAUAUAUAUUAAAAAAAAAAUAAAAAACCCUCGUAAGGUCAGUUGUAGAACAUCUCUACGGUGGCCAAUUCAUAUCAUUUUAAUUGAUGAAACCAAAUUAUCUUGUAACACCCUUCACUGACGUAGCAUCGCAAUUUCUUUAGAAACUCACCCCCUUUAUUCGUUUAUGUUGACAGGAAUAUAUAUUUAAUUAACUUAGGAAUUUGUAAAGGGUGACGGAAUUUAACUCGAUCGAGCGUGACAUAAGGGAAUGAAGGAACGAGAAGUCGUCUAACUAUUGAAAAUAAAGGUAAGAACUGAUAGAAAUGUGUGUCCUUGUCAUCGGCAGCUGAUCGAUUAUGAUAUUUUUCAAGAGUUAGCAUGGUUGAAUUUCAAAUACAAAUAGAGCCUUUACGAGCUACAUAUUUAAACUAGCUAAAAGCUGAUUCAGCGAAGGCGAGGAGAAUGAUGGUUCAUUGUACCACGUCACGAUGAAGUUUUUUCUUUCUCUGUUUUAUCAUUUUGUGUAUUUUAUUUGUUUUUGUUUGUCUUUUUUAUGGCCCAUUUCUGCGGAACAUUUGCGCGCUGAGAAAAAAUCCCAUCGCUGCUCAUGGAAAAAAUCACAACGUACGAGUGAUUGCUUCAAAUUUAUCAAGCGACUUGACGCUGAUAUCUGCAUGAGUUAAUAAAAUGACGACCUGGUCCAUACGGGCAGGAAAAUGAUGUCGGUUUUUUUUAAAUAUGUUUUUUCAUUUUAUAUCUUUACCUGUUAGAACAUUUGUCAUAUGAUGAUGAGCGGAAGCAUCAGUGGUUCGAAGGGUGGAAAAUGGACGAGUCAGUUACGCACAUAUUUUUACACAGAAAAUGGCAAGAUCGAAGUUAACCGCUACUCGCUGCAAAAAUGUGUGGAAGACCUGCAUAGGAUUACGAACAGCGAGGAGAUACAAUAUAUUGGUAGUUAUCGAUGCCCUCUUGUCGAAAACAUAGAGGAGAGCCUGUUCGCCUAUCAUCAGUUUUUAGUGAUUGAAACAACUAAUUGGUAUUGGUCGAUCGGAAAGGAUUCAGAAAAGAUUCUCCUGCAAAGGUCGAAAAGAAAGGAUUGUGUAGAGAAGUGUAAAGAGGGUCAACCUAGGUAUACACCAGUAACGAUGAUCGAUGAAAACGAGGGGAGAGGAUCUAUGAGAGAUUUGAUUAAGUUUAUUUGUGGAAAUGAACUUGACAAAACGUAUAAUCUAUUAGACGAUAAUUGUCAACAUUUCGCAGAAAGGUUGUUUAACCAGUUUAAAAAGCCAAGCCAAGGCACGAGAAGCCCAAAUUCCACUUUCCCACUUAUUCUUGUCGGUUCAUUUCUUAUUGUAUUAUUGAUUGUAGCCAAGUAUAAACAGAAAUUUUAAUAUUUCUGUGAAAAUUAUCAUCAAAAUGUGUCGACUGUAGUUAUCUCUAGUUUGCAAAAGCGAUUCAAGAUCGACAGCCAAUCUUUUUUUGACAAAAGUCAUUGUUUGUACAGACGUUUAUCAUGUUUUCUUUCUUGGCUCAAUCGCUACCACUGCCAGUGAAUCAAAGGUCCAUAGAAACUGGUUGCCACCUUAAUCUGUUUUGGGUUAUUCUCAUUGCUACCUCUAGGCGUAGCCUUCUGGCUCUUCCCCGUCUUCUUGUGCAUCUGUUACUUGAACGCCCUUGUCUCAUCUCUCUCUGUGGGUUCCACCCCCGCUUAAGUUAUGUCCCCUUAUUUUUUAGUUUCCCGAAGGUGUUCCCAAUCAAACCAAACGUGCACCCUCUAAUCAUAGUUACUGCGAUUCUGAAUUUGUCGUGACUGAAGACUUACUGG
Molecule: messenger RNA, 3820 nt
Organism: Pocillopora meandrina
Lineage: Eukaryota; Metazoa; Cnidaria; Anthozoa; Scleractinia; Pocilloporidae
Source: the annotation of a GenBank genome assembly